This is a messenger RNA of Podarcis lilfordi (Lilford's wall lizard), 15172 nucleotides long. The record is from the annotation of a GenBank genome assembly. NCBI's taxonomy places the organism in Eukaryota, Metazoa, Chordata, Lepidosauria, Squamata, Lacertidae.
AUGGCCAGCACCGGCAGCCCCCUGGUAAGCUCCGCGCGGGAGCCGGCGGGGAAGAGGGGAGGAGAGGAGCGGCCGCUUGGCCUGCGCUGCCUUCCGGGAGGCCGCGGCGCGAGCGGGACCUCUGGCGGAGGGAAGGUGGGGUUCGGCGCUCCCCGACCCCGGAUCUCCUCUUGGCCAGGGGCUCUGCAGGCGCCUCGGGGUCAGCCUGGGAUCCUCGCCGGAGAGGGGCGGGGCCCAGGCUACAGCACGGAAGCGAAAGCUGCGGAGGAGCCGGCCGGGCCCUGACCCCCCCCCCCGGUGUUUGGCCUCCCGUCGUCUUACCUGGAUAAGCAGGCAGGCCUCGGCUAGAGCCUGCCUUGUUUUGCGUAGCGGCGCGGGAUCCCCGUGAAGUGAGUGCCCCACUUAGGCGGGGAGGGGCGCGCCCAUUUGCCCUCGGAAUUCCACCUCCUUUCCCCGCCGGCAACGGAGAGGGCAGCUCGUCUUCCGGUGUGCAUUGGGUGUUGGCGCCUCCGACUGUCGCGGGCGAUACGGAGGUUGCGAUUUCGGCUACAUUCCGGGCUUAGCAUUAGCGAUAGAGCAGUGUGUCGCCUUAGCCCACCGUUUUGGGGGCCCUGCUAGUCCUGAGGGAUUGAAAAGCUGAAUCUUCCAGUGGUCAAAGAAACUUCUUAUAUAUUAGUUAAGGAGCAAUUCUGUAAGGCAGACGUCAUGCAAAGGAUGCCCAGUUGAUUUACAGCUGAGGUGAGAUCUAAUACGCUCAGUCCUUAGGAGGUGCUGCUGUAGAGCAAAUUCUUUAUUUUUUCAAUAUAUGUGUAGCAUUUGAUGCUUGUUGUCAGAGGCUUUCAUUUUCAGCCUGUUCUACUUCAAAUUUGUUUCACAUCCUGAUUUAAAGUUCUUGAGUAAUUGCUGUUGUUCCCAGUAGUUUCAUUGACACAGUUGGCCACUGUCAUGCUGUUCAUGUGUCAUUUAGUAAAAAGUGCCCAUUGUUCUGUGGCACCAACUCCAACCUAUUCCCGCUUACUUACAAAUACAUAUCAGCUGGUGAAAACUGGCACAGGACAGGCAGCUACCCAGUCCUCACAUUAUGUCACAUGUGCUUGAGGAAGUGUAGAUGUUGUUUCCAUAUGACCUCUUGUUAUCAGCAGAAUUAAAAAUGCAAAUGCCAGCCAUGAGUACAUAUGCCAUAGGAGGCAUAGAAGACUCCACAUUGUAUUGAAUCAAAUAAUGACUCAUCCAACCAAUAAUUCCCGGAGCUGGGCAACAGUAGUUGAAUGGAACAGAGCCUGGCAUUUUUAUACAUGCAAACCACAAGUUCUAGAACACUUAUGGCCUUUUCUGCAGAAUUGUGUGACUUUAUGCCACCAUCAGAGUUCAAACAGGUGUGUAGCAAGGUGUCACAGGUGUGCCUGUGCCCUUUGCACUUUCAUCAACUUACUUGACUUUUCUUAGUACUGUAGAAUGACUUAAAUGUGAAAAUGAUUCCAGAUUUCUUGUGCAGUUUGUGUGUGCAUCUGCCUAGCAUCAUGUAUUGUGUGCAAACAGUGUACACUUGCUUAUUCUGUGUUCCCCAGAGAUAGGCAGAUGUAACACCAUCCUAGAUCAAACUUCUUGAGCCUGAUAUCCUCCACAUAUUUUUAUUACAAUUCCCAUUAGCAGCACCCAGCAUGGCUGUGCUGAAAUCAUAGUCCAAGGCAUCAGAAGGGCACCAGGUUGAGGAAGGCUGUCUUAGCUUCUUGGAUUAUGGCAUCCCACAUGGUGGGUCUUCUGAGUCCAGGGAUGGCUCUGCCUUGAAAUUUGUAGGCCCUGUUCAUAAACUGUUAAGUUCCAUACUGAAGAAGAAGCUCCAUUGUAUAUUGCUAGGGCAUGAAUUAUAUAUGUCUUUGCAAGUAAUUAUCAGGGGGCAGUUUGCCUGCUCUUUGCUGUGAGCAUAAAAUACUGCACUUGCCAAAAUGUUAUCAUUCUGCUACAAACAAACUUGCAUUUCACUGGUGAUCCUAGACUUCUCAAGGCUGGAUGUAUGCAGUGGCAGCUGCUGCUGAACUGUAUACCAUCUAUCUGGCUACAGAACUCAUUACCUGGGCAAGUCGACCACACGCUGUGACUCCUGAGAGAGCAGGAGGUUCUUUAUUUAUUAUGUUUAUUUUUAAUUAUCUGCUAUGUAUAUUUUCUCUUGGAACACAAUUGUUCUAAAUAUAAAGCAUAAUAAAAUAGUCAUCCCAUUAAAAUCACAUUAAACCUCUUAAAACUAAACAAAACAGUUAAAACAGAAGUGAUUAAUAAAAGCAACUCUAGUUAAUUAAAAACAGUUAGCUUCAUGCCAUAUUGAUGCUUUUUUAUCUGUGGUUUAUUGCUGAUAUAUAGCCUUUGACACAAUGAAAAUAAUGGGCUGGACUCAAAAUUCAGGUGGGGGUUGAAACCAGCAUAAAAUUUCAGUUGCUAGGUAAGUGUAACAAAGGUGUGUGCAUUUUAAAAAUCAUGUUAGAAGUAAUAAGCUACAGAAGUAGAGGAACUGUUAUCUAGGCAAUAGUAUUUCUAUUCAGUGUGUGUCAGUAGGAUUUUUAUAACACUUUCAAACCUACGCAUACCUGGCCUGGGUACUUUUCUUUGGCAUUGGCAAGAGCAAGUGGGACAUAGUAAGGCAGCCAUUAAAGCCAUGGCCCAUUACAAGUUAGCUCAUUUAUUCAGUCUGGAACACUAUUUUUACUCUGAAACUGGAUUCAUACCUAGAUGGCAGACCUUGAUAAGCUGUUCAGAGGAAAUUGAAAUGGCGAUGUCAAAUGGAUAGGAAUGUUUCAGCCAGUCUGAUGUGGAAACUUGGGUUUUCUGAGGAGUCUUGACAUCUUAUAAACCUCUCUCACCUGAAGAAAUAGCAACACUGAAGGAAGGAAAGAAUUAAUCAUUCAUUUAAUUUCCUUAAAGUUAAGAGUCUAAAGGAAAGUCUGAAAGUUGAACUUGUUGAUAAUGAAAAGCUUCCUGAUAUAAAUGGGGAAGCUGCUUGACUUUGGAUAUUUGAAUACCUCUCAGUGUAAACAAUACUGAAUUAGAUGGACCAAUUAGCCUGACUUGGUAUCAGUAGUUUCCUGUGUUUCGAUGAAAAAACAGGCACCAAGCAAUCAGUGAAGCACAAUUCCAUACAUUCACCAUAGCAGUCCUCAAUAUGCUAAGCUUCCAGUCAAAAACAUUUACUGUUUCUCAUAAUUAUUGUUAGAAUGUAGUUUGGAGGCUACUAUUCUACUGUAAGAUGACAGAAUGACCAGAGGUCCUAGGAGCACAUUGUAAUAAAAUAGUGGAGGAAUUGUAAGUUAGUAGGUAGUGUACCUGCUUUGCAUGCAGAAGGUCCUAUCUUGAGUCUCUGGUGUCUUUGGUUAUGUAAGGAUAUUUUAAAGCCAUGAAUCACAGAAUUAUUAUUUCAUUUGAGUAAGCUGCUCUUUUCACUGGUUUGCGUGUCAAAUAUUAAAACGCCAAAUCGUUUCAGACUGUUUCAGUUUCUCUCUAGCUAAUUGGAUGUGUGUGUUAGACUUACCAAGUUCUUCAGGCAGCUUCCGAACUUUGUAGGUUGGAUUCCUUUAGCCUUCAGAUCUCUGAAGACCUGCUGUGAUCUGAAAGACUUUGGCUUUUAUAGAUUCAAGUAUAGGCUGGGACCUUAGGGUGAAGGGUGUGUAAUUAAUAAUAGUAAUUAUUUGUGAAGCAGUAAGGUGGCAACUCUUACUCUUGAAAUUCAGGUCAUGAGGUGGCCAUUUUUGUGUGUUUUGUACAUGCUUGAUCUAUGGAAUCACAGCAAUGUAGCAUAGUUGCCAUGAUCGCCAGUAGGUGCCUGUAGCCCCCCCCCUUUUUUUGUGGGGAGCAGCACUCCUGAACUUAUUGGCAUAUUUCCAACUAGUAUACGGGGAUGUGUGGCUAAUAGAUUGCAAGCUGCAGCAUCAUGUACAUUCUUUCUCUUUCCUUCAGUACGAUGCUGUUCCAAUCCAGUCCAGCGUGGUUUUAUGUUCCUGCCCAUCACCAUCAAUGGUGAGGAACCAGGCAGAUCCCAGCCCUUCACCUGUUGCUGCUCCCUGUGGCAGCAGGCAGGGACUGAGCAUGGAGGGCACAACGGCUGAGCCAAGGGGGAGUGAAAAAUCCUUGCAGCAACCUCCACAGCCUCGAAAGAAACGCCCAGAGGACUUUAACUUUGUCAAGAUUCUGGGCGAAGGGUCUUUCUCAACAGUGAGUAUCUACUGCAACUGUGGGUUCUGGGAGUGUCAUGGCAGAAGCCAGCCGUUUGGCCUUUGUGUAUCAUUCAGACAGUUCUCUCCCCCUCCCCCCAGCAUUCUCUAAGGAAAGCACUUUGCCCACCAGCUUGCCCAGAGGAAGGUUCUACUUGGCUCUGCAGGAGGUCAGAGAAAUAAUGUUCACAGCUGUUGGCUGUUAUGGUACUUUUUGUCCUCUUGUGGCCCCUGCAGUCUCACACCAGACUUUUAGUGAGAUGAGGUUACCACCUCUGUCUGUCCUCAUUGAACCCCUGCUGUUGUGCACAUGUUCCAUUGGCAGGUUUUGACUCUCCACCCCUGUGAUGUGUCAUUGCUUGCUAUAGCUACCCCCCCAAAAAAAAUCAAAAACAAAAAACCUCUUGGGUACCUUAGGAUUUCUGGAUUUUAUGACUUCUUACAAAAUGAUGGUUUACCCCUUCCCUUCUGGACAUAUAGGACCAGAUUCACCUAACCAAGCACACUAGCAAAGGCCAGUGCAGUGACUCCCACUCCCCCACCCCCCCGAAAAAAAUCUGCCCUAGGAAGUUGGGAGAACCCCCCAGAACAGUUCCUACAUGUUGUCUUUAGGGAGUGCUGGGAAUGUGUAUGAGACUGGCUGAUGUAACUGGUGUGGAUAGAGCAAUGGUCCCUUGGGGCCCUGGGCUCCAAUGGGCGGAAUUCCCCUUUUCCACUCACCCCCUCAGUAGGUUGGAGACCUUUUGUGGGAUCUUAGUUGCGUGCAAAACAUAAGGCAGUUCUUAUUUCCCAUUUAACAGGUCUUCUUGGCCAGAGAAUUGUCUACCUCCAGAGAAUAUGCCAGUGAGUAACCCUUUCUUCAUUAGGGUGUGGAUUUUAGAUGGAUGAUGUCCUGUCCUCAUAAUGGAGCCAAAGGAAGUCUAGGUUACGCCUGCUGCUGCUUUUGUGGGAAGCUGCUCUCUAAGUGUAGCUUCAUAGUCAAGCAGAGCAGAUGAGUUUGCAGCUUCACUGUGUAUUUCCCAAGUGUGUUGUAACUUAUUUGUCUUUUUAAAAGUUAAAAUUCUGGAGAAGCGCCACAUCAUAAAAGAGGGCAAGGUGCCGUGCGUGAAUAGGGAGAAAGAUAUCAUGUCUUGCCUGGAUCACCCUUUCUUUGUCAAUCUCUACUUCACCUUUCAGGAUGAUGAGAAGCUCUGUAUCCUUCUGGUUGGAAAUGUUUCAUGGUGAUAUUUGUUGGGAUAAUGUGUGUGGAAAAAAGAACCAUGUUUCUUCAUUUGCUAACCCAAUGAUGUUUUCCAAAUUCAUAGGCAGGAUACAAAUGUGAAAAAUCUUAACUCUUGUAAACCUGGCAGAGGACGAAUCUUGGGCCCCCCAUGGGUAUGACAGUGCAUUAAGGCACCCCACUCAGCCUCCCUCUCCCACUUUCUAUUUUUUAAUUGAUAUUUUUUGUUUGAUGAGAUUGCCUAGUUUUUGUGGUAGGAGGAGGUUUGUUGUUGCUUUUACUGUGUUUUAUUUGUCUCUAGGUGUCUGUGCUUUGCCUUUUAGGUGUAUGGGGCUGUUUCUGAAUACCACCAGUUUUUCUUCUGUUGAAUGUGUAUGUUGUGGUGUCCACAAGUUUCUUUUAUCUCUAAAUGUGCCCCUUGUCCCAAAAUGAUUGGAGACUAAGUUAACCGCUGCACCAUAUUGGCCCGAAUAUAAGCUGCACACUUAAAAUUCAAGGUUUAUUUACAGGUGCUGGUGCCGGCUGCCCCCCGUUCAGGGCGGUAGUGCCAGGAGGCAGGCAUGGAGCGCGCUCAGAGCCCAUCACCAGCACCGGCUUGGGUAGCUGGGUGCCUGCCUCCGAGCUGGUUGGCGGUACGCGUGCUCCCUAGCUGCGUGGGGGGGGAGGUGUGCGCAGGCUAACCAGCUAGGGAACAUGCGCAGGCUAACCAGCUAGGGAGUGUGUGCACCGCCAACCAGCUGGGAGGCUGCGCAUGCUCCCUAGCUGCUUGGCGGGGGGGGGGGCAGUGGCGUACCCACCUCCCUGCUGGUUGGUGGUGCGUACGCUCCACCCCCACCGCCAACCAGCUGGGAGGUGGGCAUGCCGCUCCCCCCCCAUCAAGCAGCUAGGGAGCGCACACUGCCAACUAGCUGGGAGGUGCGCCACUCCCGCCCCCCGCCAAACAUGCGCUCCCCAGCUGCUUUCAGCAGCGUAUGGUAAAAAAAUCACCAAUAUAAGCCGUACUUUUAACUUUUCAGGGUCCGAAAUUGGGAAAAAAGUGGGGCUUAUAUUCGGGCCAAUACGGUAAAUCUUUGGCUGUGUGCAGAGUCCAGCCUUCUCUUUCCAAGCACAUCGCCACCUAUCCCUUCUAACAUUGCCUCAGAUUAUCUGCCUUUGUGUUUUAGGGUCCAGAGAUUCACAGUAUAAAUUAUCCUUAACUUAGUAUUCAGAUUUUGGUCUUAGCUACGCCAAAAAUGGAGAGCUUCUAAAAUACAUCCGGAAGAUUGGCUCAUUUGAUGAGACAUGUACUAGGUUUUAUACUGCUGAAAUUGUGUCUGCAUUAGAGUACUUGCACGGAAAGGGAAUCAUUCACAGGUAAUGUAAUGAAUUCAAAUCCAUCUAUUCUUGGUUCUUGUUGCUGUUGUCAUAGUUACCGUUUGUUGCCCUCCUGAUAGAUUUCUCCUGGUGGCUCAAAACUCAAAAGUUCCCAUAGCAAGCAAGCAAGCAGUGUCUUAGGUACCUUUGUUGAGACUUCCUGGCUUUCCUGCAUUCCUCACCUGUGGCGACACCAGCCUAGUUAAUUUGGCACAAGGCAUUGGCUGCCUUGGAGUACAAAGUAUCCAGCAAUGGAUGGGGAUUUUGAACAGUUGAAAUCUUUCUUUCCCUCCCUCUGUCGCCUUUUGCCUUGGUUAUUUUUUUUUUUUUUUGUAGAGGAGAGGGACGUCCCAUUCUGCCAGGUCACUAGCAGAGUAAAUGUAGCGCCUCUUCCGUACUGUUUGCCUGCCUGCAGUAGAAGGCAGAAGAGAAGAACUCAGCAUGAUCUAACAUUCAGAUUUGCUCCAUGUCCCCCUGCCGCCUAGUCCCCUCCUAAUCAUUUGGGAAGCAGCUCCCAAUACCAGGCAGAGGAGCAGGUAGGAAUCUACUUCAAACCUACCAGAACAGGCAGAGACAGUAAGGGCCAAUGGACAGGCUUAAUUUCCUAGAUAGCUGCUGUUACUUUAGAAGCCUGGGGGAGAAUCAGCUUUCCAUGGUUAGGGAUUUCCUCAGGGGACACAAAUAGUUGGUGAGGGCAUGACUCUGUGCAUGCAUGGCUCAUUCCCAGCUGUGCCUUUUGCAGGGACCUGAAGCCAGAGAACAUUUUGCUCAGCGGAGACAUGCACAUUCAGAUUACGGACUUUGGGACAGCAAAAGUAUUGUCUGCAGACAGCAAGCGAGGUGGGUGCAAUUUCUCAACCUGUCAACGACUAAAGCAACUUUCUGCAGUUUCAAAUUCCUUAAAACUGACCACAGUAUCCGAUACUACGUCUCAGUGGGGUUUAUGACAGUUCUUUACUGAGUAUAGGCUAUACCGCAGGAGAUGACAUCAGAGAGGAAACCUGCGGGGUUACUAAAAUGGGGCAGCUGAAAUCAGGUGAUAGUGGGGUGCCCAUGGGGUGAAAUAUUGCUUGGUAAUGCUUAGUGUUGAGGGGGCGGGGAGCGUUUGAAAAACAAUAGUCAUUAUGUAAUAUUGGAUGCCUACAAAUAUAGUUAAAUAAAAGCUGAUGAAAUUUGAAUUGCACAACAAAAAUGAAAGCAUUGUUUCCAAAUGAACACAUCCAAGCCUUCAUGAGGACCUUGUAAGGACAUUUUUAAUUAUUAAAUGCUUACUUGCAUCUUGGUUUCUUCAGCACGGGCGAACUCCUUUGUUGGGACAGCACAGUAUGUGUCUCCAGAGCUGUUAACAGAGAAGUCUGCCUGCAAAAGGUGAGUUACAUACGUUGCCUUUGUAGAGGGGUUGUAUGACUGAGAGAGAGAUCUUCAAGGCAAAUGGGUGAGGCCUAUUUCCAUUAGGGUGUACCCCAUUCUUGUGCCUCAGUGCCUCGUGCAUAAUCAACACUGAAACAUUUUAAACAGCAUGACAAUGGCUCUUAGGAUUGCUUUUGUCUAUUUUUCUGCAACACGAAUAGUUCAUUAGCCCUUGGAUUUAACAUAACAUACCAGCAAAACAUGAGACAAGACGUUCUAAGCAUUGUCAUCAUGUUUUCUUGCUGCAAUCUCUUGCCGCUUUACUUGGUUUGUACAUUAAACAAGACAGAGAAUUAGAAAGCUCUUUGUGGCCAUUUAAUUUAUUUUUAUUUUUUUAAGCACCUAUUCAGCUUGGGAUCAUCUUCGAAGGGCUGUAUUGGGACCUAGGCCUGGGCGAUAUAUCAAUAUAUUGCCCAGGACUGGUCCUUCCUCCAGCAGGCACUGCUAACAGAGGGACUCGGGAGCAGUGGCAGUUUCACCGGCGAUAUACCACUGAGUGAAGCCGACAUCGCGGUCUGCUCCUCAUACCAGUCCCGGGCAAUAUAUCAGUAUAUCACCCAGCCCUCAUACAACGGAGAGGGAGAAACAAGCUCUAUUGGCGAGGCACCAAUACAGCUGUUUCCUCCCUAUGCGUCUUUAAACUGCUUGGCUGAGGAGUGUGUAGCUACCCUUUCCUCAGUUGAGCAGUUAAAGGAGCCCCCAGGACAAGUUGCAUUGUCCUAACCCACGAGUCUGGGUGAAACUGCCUCAGCACUCGAGGUGAGAGCUGGGGCAGUUUCACCCAGUGUUUUGCGGGGAGAGGACAAUGCAUCUUGUUUUUUCAGCAUUGCAGUAUGUCACCAAACUGCUAUGUUUGGCUUGCGAUACACUGCAUUUUUGAAAAGCUGAUAUCGCUCAGCCCUAUUGGGACCUUGCUGAAGUCUCUCUUCUGCUGUUUCAAUCCUUCCUGUGGGAGCCUAACCCAAGAUGAGGAAAUACGUAGAUCUGGUUCAGGAAGUGUACAGUGGCAGCUUCUGCAUCAGAUCCUUGGGAAACGCCCAGGGAUAAACACCUUUUCUUCAAGGUGCCUUUACCAGGCAUUCCAAGUAAAUUAGAGUCUGAUACUCCAGGGGAAUUUGCAGCUCUGCCUGAAAGGGAAUCUGUUGUAUGCUUUUGUUGUGGGUGCCUGAACUAGGAGAUGGUGACAUUGGAUAUGCCCACAGUGCUAACUCUUCUGCUUUGCCUUCUCAUCUUUUUGCCUGUCUUCAUGAUGCAGUUCGGAUCUGUGGGCUCUUGGCUGCAUCGUAUACCAGCUUGUAGCAGGAUUACCACCAUUCAGAGCCGGGUAAGACUUUGGAGCACACCAGUGCCAGACUUCCCACCAAGUUAGUGUUUGCCCGUGUACCCAUAGGAUAGUAUAGUUUCAACCUUGAAGUUGACUUAUAGGAAAUGUUUGCAUAGAUGUAACUAUACUUUUCCCCAUCCUUUUUGCAGAAAUGAAUAUCUCAUAUUCCAGAAGAUAAUCAAAUUGGAGUAUGAAUUCCCAGAGAAGUUCUUUCCGAAAGCAAAAGAUCUCGUAGAAAAGCUUUUGGUAAAUGAAUUGUAUUGUCAAAAGUUUCCAAUGCAUGCUAGAAGCCUCCAGUCAGAUAACUUGCACAAAAUGUGGUACUCAUUGCUGCUGUUCUACCCCAGCCGGUGUUUUGGCCCUCUAGGCUUCAGAGUCCCACCCCACCAACUGUUACCCCUUUGACUUGUUCCCUGUCCCUCCUGCUUUUCCACAAAGCAUCUUCAGGGCCUUGUUUCUUAGUCCCCACCGCCUUCCCAUGGGGUUUUCUGCCCUUUCGCUUCCCAGCCUCACCCCGACCCACAGAUAUACUCCUCUAUACCUUGUGUUGAGGUAUUAAUUUCCAGCUAAGGCUCCCCUACUUUCCCUCUCUUCAUGGAACUAGACUGUUAGCUUUGUUCCCAAACUAGCUGGAACUUUUCAGUCAGUUGGUGUUCAAGGUUUUAUCACCACAAGAACCAUAUGAUACAGAUGUCAGCCUCAAGGCCUGCAACCAGCAUUCCUUUCCUUCCUGCCUGUCUCCUUCCAUCUCUUUUCUCUUUUAAUUGGCCACUUGCCUCCCACUUGCUCCAGGAAGUGGAGCAAAACAAGUUGACUUCAUGACCAGUUUCUUGAGAUGCUCUCUGUCCUGUUGCUUUAUGCCAGUUAAACCUAUACAAGCCUUUGUUUCACGGGUUAUUGCAAAAGCCCCUUGUGAAUCACCAUGAAGGGGUGCCUGGAGAAGAAAUCUCAAUUGUCCUCCUCCUUCCUGGAGUCUCGCUUCUACUAGGUACAUCAAAGGUCCCAUAUUAACAGAUUGUCCGCAGAGGUGGACUGCCUGAGUCACCAAGAUCUGAAAUGACAGGGAGUGGAGCCAGAGACGCCCCCUGAGUCUUUCCAGGGAAAAUGUAACUGUGUCUUCACUUAACCAGGUCCAAGAUGCUACCAAGAGGUUAGGCUGUGAAGAAAUGGGCGGAUAUGAGCCCUUGAAGGCCCACCCCUUUUUCGACUCCAUCACCUGGGAGAAUCUGCAUCUUCAGACACCACCCAAGCUCACUGCAUAUUUGCCCGCAAUGUCAGAAGAUGAUGAGGAUUGCUAUGGAAAUGUAAGUGCAGGCUUUGAUACUGAUGCCAGGGGAGAUCAAAGGUUCCUGAAAGGCAGUUUGCCCUUGUGAGUGCCUCACAUCCUUCUCCAUCCAUCUCAGUAGUCGCAGUAGGAGUGCCCAUCUUGAUCUACCAUGCUCCAUAGAGGUCUUUUCAAUACCCUUGCAUCCUUCAAGGGAGAAAUAGGCCUGUAGUUCUUGCUCUGGUCUAAUCCUUGGCUCCUUUGCCACCCUCACUUUCACUUGUAAAGUUCACAUGACCAGAGGGUGAGAGCAGAUACUGAGCUGAAAGCAGAGCUCCUUCCCAGCUUGCUCCCUCUCUCGCAGAAUUUCUGCAUGCAAGUGGAGGGUUAAAGAGUGAUACAUGCAUGUACUGUGAGGAGAUAAUAAAACAAAGCAAGUAAAAGGAAAUGUUCUAGUUUCCAGCUGGUUAAAAAUAUGGGAUCGCUGGUGAAAUUUGUGAAAGAGAUAGAGGCUUUAAAAUUUGGAGACGGGGAUUUUUCUGAUACAUAGAUUUAAUCAAUCAAGGCAGGACUAUUGAUCAUUCAGAAAUCAGGAGAAAUUUGAAUCCAACACCCCCCUUGACUUGAGUGUCUUAACGUAAGAUGGGUAAUAAAACAAAUUAUGUAGAUAGUGAAUCAAGAAAUGAGGCUGCAAUCCAAGUCCCCUCAUCUGCCAUAUUGUAGCAUGGGUAGCAUGGAAGGAUAGGGCAGAGAUAUCCUUCUGCUGUUCAGAGUGGCUUCAGCAGCACUCCUCCAGCACCACUGAAUUUCUCAUGCUGCCUGCCAAAUGGGGUAUUCUGGAGAGGGAGGACUGAACUGGCUCCACUGCUGUCAGCAGUCUCAGGGUGGAUUGUAGGGUGGAGCAAGGGUUUGCUUGUCCCCACAUGUGUCCUAGUUGACAUGUGCAAUGCUGCCCAUCACACUCUACUGUGCCUUACCCAGCUUGGGUAAGGAUUGCUCUGAGGAAAUUAGCUGAUUUGGAGAAAUUAGGUAAAACAGCCCUUUAUUACGAUGCAGAGUGAUAUCCAGUGUCUCAGUGUCAUACUCAAUAGUAGACCCAUUGAAAUCAUUCUACUGGAGCCUCUUGAUUUAAAUUGGCCUCUUAUGACUUGCAAAUCACCCAUAAAAUUUAGUUAAAUAGCUGCAGAAUAUAGGUAAAAUCAUUCCGGUGAAAAUCUUGGGAAGCCUACUGAUUUUCUUAAGGAUAACUGGAAAGGAAAAUAGAAAAAUUCCAGUACAAACAUAUGCUGGAAGUGUCAACAGGAGAAGGGAGGUGGUUAUUAUUAAUGCUAUUAUUAAAAAGUGGAAGCAGAUCAAGCAUUUUACAGUCUAUAGAUUAUGAAACCUCUCUAGGUCCUGUCCUUACUAAAGUGUGUUGAAGCCUCAUGAGACAGAGCAUAAGGAAUUAGUCCCAUUUGUGAAUUGAAGCAAGAAUGUUUUUAAGCAAAGAAAUGGAGAAUAUCACUAACAGCAGAAGUGGCCAGAAAAUGAGUGGGAUUUUGCCUUGAUAGCAAAAGUGAUGUACUGAGUAAAAUAAAAGAUGGCCACACAGUUACCAUAUUUUUCCGUGUAUAAGACGCCCCCAUGUAUAAGACGAUUUUAAAGCCUAAAUUAAUAAAUAAAUAAUUGCAACAUUCUGUGUAUAAGACCCCCCCCCAAAAAAAAGUUAACUUAUUUUUUGGGGGGGGAAAUAUAGUCGUAUAUUGGAAGCUGGCUGUUUUCUUACAGAUGAAAUGUGUUGCUUUCCUAAAGUAUGGGCUUACAGUGUUUAUACAGUGUAAAUACAUGUACUAGUAGCAUUUAAAGAGAGCAUGCAGAAUAAUAAAUAAAUAAUAUAACAUUGGUUAUAUCCAAUGAAUAUACAUUCAUUGGCACAUCAAAUUUAGGCCCAUUAAUGUUACUGGAUUCACUCUUGAAGACAACUUGGAUAUUAUGUUGGCAGAAAUAUUGGUCAGAAGAAAAGGGUAAGAUGCCACAUACUUUCCCCCCAUUUAUUCUGAAAACUAUCUUUCUUGUUUUGAUAGUAUGACAAUCUCCUGAGUCAGUUUGGCUGCCUGCAAGUGUCUGGCUCUGCCUCUUCUCAGUCCUUGUCUUCCCCGGAGACGUCCACCCCACAAACCUCAGGCAGCAGCAACAACAUAGAGCAAUACAUUCACAACCUCGACAGCAAUUCCUUUGAGCUGGACCUCCAGUUCUCUGAAAAGGAGAAAAGGUUACUCUUGGCAAAGCAGGCUGGUGGAAAUCCCUGGUAAGCACUGCGGGGUGUGGGUUUUUUUCCCCAUAGAGUGGCUUAUGCAAAUGUGUGUGCGCGCAUGUGCUUGCACUUGCUUUCUCUCCCCCUCCCUCCCCCUCUCUUGAGUGACGUCUUACUCCACAAAUAAAGUUCAGCUUCAUCACUCUUGCACCUCACUAACAAUGGAGGGUGGCAGAAUCUUGGGCUUUAGAAAAGAGGGGAAAAGGACCAUUUGAAUUGGCCAGAGCUUAGAAAUGCAGCCAAUUUCUGCCAUGGGAUCUGACCCAGAGCUGACAGUCCCAUAAAAGUGCUGCUAGAGACCUUUUUCCUCUGCAUGCUGAGCACAAUGCCCUUAGCAGGGAGCGCCCAUCUGCCUGCUGGCUACUUUUCCUCCUCUCACUGACACUCUGUCUCUAAAAGCCUGUAAGUGGAUGGCUUGGCAAUGAAUGAUGGAUUGAUGGAAAUAACACAAGGUGAUGUUUUCUUCUCAGGCACCAGUUUGUAGAAAAUAAUCUAAUACUGAAAAUGGGUCCAGUUGACAAACGGAAGGUAAGUCACCUUAUCCUGUGCCUCGGAUUCAUUCUCUAAAUGAUUGUACUUGUGAGUCUAAAGUACUUGGGGAUAUGAAAUAAAAAAACCUGCAGAGUAGUGGAGGAGAAAGAAACAUAUGCUAAGAGAAACCAAAAGCAGAUUAUCUAAAUGUAGUAGUUUGUGGUGGGGAGUGUAACCCUGUUUGUUCUCCUUGACCUGCACAUUUCAUAAUUUUAUUUGUAUGCUCUUCCAUGUGUACCAGGUGGUUGGUAAUUAGGUAACUAAAAAAAAAAUGAAAACCAGUGGGGAGGGAGAGAGGCCUUCUAGUGUUUUGCAGAGCCUGCCAUAUAUUUGACUAUCUCCCCACUGGGCAGAAGUUGUGGGUGUAUCUAGAGUACAGUGAGCUCCAGGAACAAGUUGGUUCCCAGACCUGGAAACGGCAAAAGAGGCAGAGAGAGUGUUGGAUGGGGUCUUCAGGGAGGUCCCACUCCCAUGAUGACAGUUCCCCUGCUGUCAUAGGGAAUGAGAGCGUUGCCUAGAAGAGAGUUUGAGCUUUGAAGACCUUUCAUCAUUUGUCCAAAAUUUGGUUUGGAGACUGUUGCAGGAAAGGCAAAAAAUAUAAUAGGUACUUCCCCUUGCUCGUCCUGUGAGCUGGUUGUGCUGCAUGUGGUAAAGGUGGAGAGGCAGAGGAAACUAGCUUCUCAGAAGAUGUUGUGAUGAUCCCUUUGUGCUCUAUAACAAGAGCGUUGAGUCCUAAGCAGUAUCCUGUGAUGGUGCUAGAAUCCUGCCUUUCUUGACCCUUUCGUUGAAGCUGCUGGCCUGCAGCGCUGGCUUAGCUCUAAGUGUUGUGUCCUCCUCUGCAGGGGCUCUUUGCUCGCAGGCGUCAGCUGCUGCUCACUGAAGGGCCACACUUGUACUAUGUGGACCCUGUCAACAAAAUUCUGAAAGGAGAAAUCCCUUGGUCGCUGGAACUCCGGCCGGAAGCCAAGAACUUCAAGACCUUCUUUGUUCACACAGUAAGUGACCCCUUCCUGCUGACAAGUUCUGACUUCACCGGUCCUGUUCUGUGGGCUCUUGCAGGUGUGGUAUUAGCAGGGCCCAUUCAGCUGCCAGUGCUUCCUGGGAGGUGCUGGAGGUGUUGAGGAAGGUCUGGAGGUGUUAAUUGGCUGUGGGAUCCUUCCCCUUUUUGAAAAAUGGAUCUAGAACUUCCUGAAGUAGCAGCUCCCCAGUGACACAGCUCCACACACUGAUGACUCUUGUUCUUUCUCAGGCCAGAGUUGGCUCACACAGCCACCCCUGCCUUUUAAUAGCUCCUGCCCGUUGUCUGGUUUUUACAGUGGGAGACUUCUGAUGUACAAAGUGCUGUGUGCAGCCUUCAUCCCCAGGGGAGGGAGGGGAGGCCCAAGCCCAUGCAUUGCCUGCUGGCCUUGGUCAGCUUAGUUAGGUUCUUGCUGCAGGAAUGAGUAGGCACUAAACCUUUGUUUACUUGUAGCCUAACAGGACAUACUACCUGAUGGACCCAAGUGGGAACGCUCAUAAAUGGUGCAAAAAGAUACACGAGGUUUGGCGACACAUAUACCACCAGAACACUGCGAAAUGA